Entrophospora candida is the source of this 852-nucleotide messenger RNA. NCBI's taxonomy places the organism in Eukaryota, Fungi, Glomeromycota, Glomeromycetes, Entrophosporales, Entrophosporaceae. The record is from the annotation of a GenBank genome assembly.
AUGAUAUUAUGUUUAAAAAUAUUGGCAGGAUUAGUAUUCUUUGUGAUCUGGACAACUUUGGUUUAUGAUUUUAUUGCAUAUUGGUGUUGGUCAGAUAAUGGAUGGUUUGCACAUUUGGGUGGACUUGAUUUUGCUGGCGGGACACCAAUACACAUUUCAUCAGGUUCUGCUGCUCUGGCUUAUUCAUAUGUAUUAGGUCCAAGAAGAGACAUUGGUACAGGUGAUUUUAGACCUCAUAAUAUCAUGAAUGUCAUCCUAGGCACUGCACUGCUCUGGUUUGGUUGGUUUGGUUUCAAUAGUGGAAGUGUAUUAUCAAUUGAUACAAGAACAAUCUUAGUAUGUACUGUGACAAACCUAGCAGCAUCAAUGGGUGGUUUAACAUGGAUGUUGAUAGAUUACCGAUUCGAACAUAGAUUCUCUGUGGUUGGGUUUUGUUCAGGUGCAUUGGCAGGAUUGGUGUGCAUUACACCUGCUGCUGGGUAUAUUAGCAUACCAUCAUCGUUGCUUUUUGGUAUUUUUCCAGGAGUAAUUUGUAACAUUCUUGUCAAAUUAAGAGAUAUGAUGAUGCUUUGGAUGUGUUUGCAAUACAUGGUAUUAGGUGGUGCUUUAGGGAGCUUGUUGACUGGUAUAUUUGCACAAAAAGAGAUUGCUUUAUUAGAUGGACUUGGUUAUAGUUUUGUUAUAACCUUGUUAAUACUACUUGCUAUGGAUCAAAUUACUGUAUUGAAAUUGAGGGUUAGAUCUAAUGAGGGAGAUGAUGGAAUUGACAAGUCAGAGUUAGGUGAAGUGGGAGAUAACCCUCAGGAUGAAAGGAUGAAAAUUGUGCCAGAGAUGAAUGAUACAGAUCAAAGA